Molecule: messenger RNA, 4705 nt
Organism: Anas platyrhynchos (mallard)
Lineage: Eukaryota; Metazoa; Chordata; Aves; Anseriformes; Anatidae
Gene: IQCG
Product: IQ motif containing G
Biological process (GO): sperm axoneme assembly; cilium organization
Cellular component (GO): cytoplasm; sperm flagellum
Molecular function (GO): protein binding
Source: RefSeq, a predicted model, not a curated record
CCCGCAAGGCCCCCGGAGCCGGGCGGUUGCCAUGGAGACGGGGCCGCGGGGCCCGAUCGGAGUGGAGGAGGGAUGGAGGAUUGUGAAUUCUGCGAAUUCUUCUGUUAGCUUCUGUUUUGAGGAAGGAAUAAAGCAAAGUUCGCUCAGCAAGAACACAGAGACUAAAGACAUGGAAAAAUUCACUCGGCUGGAAGCUCUGCUGUUUACUGCUGUGCUGGAGAAUUGCGUUGAUCAGCUCUCAAUCCUUGGAUGUAUCAUGCCGGUUCCAUAUGAGGGCAAGACAGACAUCAGCUGCAUUGAGAGCCAGGAAAUGAAAGAAAUUGGAGACAACAAGAAGGAGCUGGACAUUGACCAUCAAGAGCUUACAUCUGCAAGGCAAGGGGGUGGGGAAACGGUUACCUCCAAGCCUCUGAAAAGCACUGAGCACAAGCAGCAGCUGGGGAAUUCUGUGGAUCUGAAAAGAGCCCAUCAUAUUUCCAACAAGGCCAUGAAACACAGUGCUCUGCCUGCAGAUACUCUCAGAAAAAUUCAGGCUGACAGGCAGUAUGCAAGCGAUGUAAUUACUGCAACUAUGAAAGAGAUGCAGGAAUCAGGAACAUUUAACAGCCUAAUAGAAGCUAAUGGGAGAGAGAAUGCAAAGAAGAACAAGUUUCAUGACACCCUCAUCAGGGAGGAGGAAGGAAAGAAGGAGAUAAAGUCACUCCAGAAACAGCUGCAAGAUGUCAAGAAAGAAACUGAAACAGAACUUCAGAACCGAGAUAAUACAAUUCUCUACCUCAAAGAGGAGUUGCAAGAGUUGAAAGCCAAAACAGACAUGGAGAAAUGCUACGUAAAAAAACACACAGACCUCCAGGUCCACCAAACCCAGAAGAAGUGCUGCAAUGCAGAAAAUGGACUGAACAAGGAAAUCGAGGACUUGAAGAAGGAAACUGAUGAGGAGAUUCGAGUCCACGUGGAGACUGAAAAUUUCCUCAGGCAAUACUAUAAGAAGGUGGAAGAGAAGCUGGAAUACUGGGUGGACAAGUAUGAAAAUGACACAGAUGCUAAAGACGCAGAACUUGAAGCCCUAAAAGAAUCAAAGGCAAACAACCUGGAAAUGCUGCAGAGGUUUGCCAGUGAGUGCCAGAUGUUUGAGGAAACCAUCAUCGCUGAUCGGGCAGAAAAGGAGGCUAAAAGAAGAAAACUAGAGCGGGAUGCCCUGGAACUGAAGAGCAUCCUGAAGCUGCAGGCCUGGUGGAGAGGUACAAUGGUCCGCAGAUACCUUGGCCCCUACCAGAACCUCAAGAAGAAUCGAGAGAAGCAGCUGUCAAAGCAGACAAACAAAAAGGAAAAACCUGGAGCAAAGAAAAAGAAAUGAUAAGUAAGAAACCCGGCCACAGACGCGCUCCGGGGCUGCUGCUGGGCAGGGCACUGCUCUCUGCGUGUCCAUCAGGACAAAAUAAACCACGUCAUAGAUCUUGGGCUAUUCUGGAGAACGUGGUUUGUGAAGGUGAAGCUCCAGUGACCUGAAACUGUCUUUGUACAGCAGAAAUGCUGCUUCCCCAGUAGUAGCUUUAUGGAAACAUUAAAGCUAGCGGGAUGUAACCCUAUGAACAGCUCCAGAACUCACCAGAUGAGGUGCUCUGCACAGAGAGGCUCCUUUGCAGUCCCCCACAGCACUGGCCAUGGAAGGGGUGGUGUUUGCUGUGGCUCUGAGCGAGGCAGGGAAGGCAUCACCCACAUCUGGGCUCAAGCAGCGCUCUCCCCGGUGUCAGUGCCAGCAUUAGGUCGGCCAGGGGAAAACUGCUGACACUUUGCAGUGUAAACACGAGGGCAGGCGAAGCAUGCAGGUUUCCAUUCCCACAGCCCUGCAAAGUGUCAGCUCCGAGACAGAAAAGCUCUCAGUGCCCUCCUACAGAGGGAAGCAACAAUGGAAAAAGACAGCUGGCCGCACGGCCCAGAGGAGCUGCUCUGUCACAGCCGUACCCACCACGACUGCGACCUCCGUGCAGGGAUGUCAGGCAGGGAACAAAGCUGGUGGGGAGCAAAGUUCUGGGUUUGUUUUUUUUUUUUGUCCCUUUCUCCUGACACCACUGUCACUCACCCAUGGCUGAGCCGGCUGCUUUCUGACACUCCUGCACAGGGAAGAGAGCUCAAACCAUACAAACUCAUCCCCAUCUGUGCUUUUUGUGACCAGGCUGUGCUGGCCCCAUCCAAACAUCCUUGUGUCCAGGUUGAACCGUGCCAAAAGCUCUAAAGUUCAAGCAGGAUUACUGAAAUCACGAGCAAAGAGCCUUUGGCUCAGAACCCUGUCUGAAGGGAAGGGAAGGAAAGGGGCUGGUGCCUGACUAUCAGGCUGAGCUGGUUAUCAAGGGAGUGCUGAAACUGCAGACACUACACAAACUCCAGUUAGAAAUAUUGGCAUUGCUGCUGGGGGCACUGCUGCUUAAACCACCAUGUGUUCCCAUUCCAACAUGUACCAAAUCCAUGAAAAUGCUCACUUGCUUUCCAUGGUCCCCACGGGGAGGCAACAACAGGGGUUACUGCCAGUCCCGUGCUGGCAGGAGCGAGCUAAGCCUGGGCUGACAUCACCCAUCUGCACCACGGCUCCUUGCAGAGGGCACUGCAGAGCCAUCGGAUGUUCCUAAUUCUCAAUCUCCUUCCUCAUGCUUAUGCCUUUGCUUGCUUUUCAGCACAGAACAAAAUAUAACUGAAUUUGUGUAAGUCCUCCUCAGCCUCCGCAGCAAGCCCCAGUUCCUGAUGGCAGGGUAACACAGCACUUGCACUCAGGGUACAUCAGGUGCCCCAGAGCUGCAGUGAACAAGCCCGUAGCAAGUUACACGCUGCACUGGAUCAUGAAAUAAUUCAAAAUUUCAGUUUCAGUACCUAGUGUCUUGAAGAGAAACGAAGCAACACCCCCAAACCACAAAUUGCUUGGGCACAGCAAAGCACGCUUCCAAACUUAGCCAGCUGUGAACCCUCAUGUAAUGGGAAGGGCUACUCUUUCAAAAAUAAUUUAGCAAAUAUCUUUAUCAAAGAAACAGUGGGACUGGCUUUGCUGUUCUGAUAAGGACGGGGGUACCAAAAUCCCCGGAGUCCCAAGGCGAGCAUCCUGGCUGCUGGGUGACGCUGCCCUGAGGUGGGCAGAGGCUUUUACCCUGACCUAACCCAUGUGAGCUUACCCCUUCCAGGUGAGAGCAGCCCCCUCCUGCCUGCAGACUCCGCUCAUGCUGCCAUCCAUCUGGCUCCUCCGGGCCUUCUCCGCUGCAUCGGCUGCUCUCAGAGCCACUGCUCUCUGUAUGAGCCUCUCCUUGCUGGGUCAGAAAUCAGAGCUGGUCCCUGCUGCUUGGCUGUCCAGCUGCUGAAUAAAGCUGAGCAUCCCCAGUGACUGGAGCUGGGAGCACCAUCACACAGCCUGGCACCGCUCAAUUUUUCCAGCUGUGGAGAGACAGGAUCACAGCACACAGCCGAGGUGUUUUCUGCAGGAAAUCCCAGCGAUCAGGAGCCCUUUGGACAGACUGGUUUCCAAGGAGGUGAGUGGAGGAGAAAGAAAGGCAGGAGACAGAAGCUAGGGGAGAAAUGAAACCUGGAGAGAGCUGGGCACCCCUGAAGAAGGCAGGAUGGGAGCUGAAGAAAAGAGGAGCGAAUAUUUUGGCUAACAGGAACAAACCUUGCAGAUACAGGGGAGGGGACAGGCAUGAAGCACAGUGACAAAUUUUACAGACUGAACCAAGACAGGAUAAAAUCAAGCAGAAGAUGAGAACUGCAGCAAACCGCCCAGGCCCUGAAGGUACAUUUUACUGCUCGCUUUGAGAAGGUUUAAAAAAAACAAAAAACCAACUUGAUGAUGUGGAGGGUGAAUACACACACCUGGCACACAGGAUGUGACAUUCAUUCAUACCACAGAACAUGAGGAAAACAUACUGCAGUUCAUGUAAGUCUUAAAACUUUAUUUCAAAUUACCCAUGGUUUCCUUUUAUAUUAUUAAUGUGCUAGAAGUUCACACUACUGGCAGAAUACAGGCAAUUUAAAAUAAAGUGUACAAUAUUCAAACAUAUUUAUACUUAACAGACUUAGAAAUUAUGGAAUGUAUUUACAGACAUACAGCAUGGGAUGAAGCUUUAAAAUCCUUUACUCUAUUAAUUACACGUUUACACUGUUUUCAGAAAUAACAAAAUUAGAUUGCUUUGUAAAACAUCACAAUAUUUAUACAAAAGAAUUUUUUAAUGUCCAAAUUCACCGUAAAAGUCCUGUUUCUAAAACAUUUUUUCAAAAGGACCACUUACAAAAGGAUAAAAAUACCAUUUGCUGUUGUGUCACUACCAAGCACAACAGAGGAGUUCUUGGUGCUGUAAAAAACCUGUCUCUGAUCUAUUUUAAGCAGGCCACCGAAGCUCCCCCCCUUCACAAGGGGGAAGAAUCAAAUCCCAGUCGCUUUGACCUGAUCGUUUCAAUGCCAUCAGGGACUCCUGAGUGCCAGUGCCACUUGAUUUCAAGCCUGUGAGGCUGCUGAGCCUCAAACACUGCUCAGUGCUCGGCAUCGUUUUGAGGGAGGGUGGUGGAACAAUGGGGUCAGUAUACGGACACCGGCAAGCACGAAACACUCAGCUGGAUUCCUCCCACAUCCUCCAACACAAAUGCCCCAGAAAGGAAAAAACAAUCGCCUCUUUAACACAAAAUAGAAUUUUAUACACAGUUUCUUUAAAAUAUUCUUUUCACUGGACAC